Molecule: messenger RNA, 677 nt
Organism: Uranotaenia lowii
Lineage: Eukaryota; Metazoa; Arthropoda; Insecta; Diptera; Culicidae
Exons: 2
Coding region: 6-581 (191 amino acids)
Molecular function (GO): odorant binding
Source: RefSeq, a predicted model, not a curated record
UCACAAUGAAGAAAAUAAGUACAUUUUUAAAGUUUUCCGUACUUUCAAUCUUAUUGACAGCUCAGGCUGGUAGUUUGGCCGGAAAAUUUGCUGUUUUGGAAGAGCAAUGGAAACAAUCGGGUCAAUCGGUUUUCGAUUACUGUGAAGGGUUGUAUUAUUCAUCGGAGACACCACAAAAGACACUUUGUGAAAUUUACAAACUGGAAGCAAACGACAACACCAUUAAUGGAAGCGACUACAUCGAAUGCAAUUUCCGGCUUUUGAAAUUUUUUAACAAUGAAGGGAGAAUCAACAGUGCUAAAAUCAUCGAAGGUUUUCAUGCCUUCGGAAUACUGGAUAAAGAUUUGAACGUUACUAACACCGUUAGCGAUUGUGGAGAAGAGCUCCAAUCGGAAAAGCCGAUUGACUACUACACAUGUUUUCUCAUCAAUCACGAUCUAAACACCAACUUUGCUGAAGUUUUCAAAGCUAAUGGAGUACGUCCACAUAAUGCUGGGGAUAGUUAUGAUAAUCAGGCUGCAGUCGAUAAAUAUAAUCAGAAAGCAAAAGAUUGCUCUUCUGAUACUACAGAAGUGAACUAAAAAUACAACACGUGUAGUUGAAGAAUUUCAAAAAUGUUAAUAGGUAAGUGACGAGCUCACCUAUUGCUAACAAUAAACACAAACAUUUGAGACGGA